AACCACCUGCUAAUGCAGGGUUACUGUGCAGGAAAUAAGGAAAAUAUCAAAGGCUGUGUGGUUAGCCCAUUCUUUGAAAAUAUUGGGAGAUAAUUGUUUCUGUCCUCCUGAAACCUGCUGCAUGACUCUGGGCAAGCUGCAUCUCUUCCCUCUGCCUCAGUUUCUCACAGUCUGUGUGCCAUGGAAGUGUUUAGGAGCAGGAAUUAGAGUUGGAAUGGUUCCUGACAUGCUCAAUGCAGAAUGCUGCUGUGCUCCCACUCCUCAGGCUGGCUGGAACCCUGAGCUCUGGUGUCAGAAAAGGCUCUGGGAAGGUCAGCAGAGGGUAUGGCAGAUGAUUUGUCUUUUUUUUUUUUACUUUUCUGAAAAGAUGUUUCAGUAGCUGCAUGUUGGGCCCUCCAGGCAGAUGGCUUCAGUGGAACCAGCAGAGAGAUGACUGAGCAUGGGAGGUGAUGUGAUUGAUGUGGUUGUGUGAAUAUAAGAGACAGGAAACCUUAUUCCUUCUUUUCCACCUUGUCCAUAACUGUAGAAAUACCAAGGCUCUGGUUUUGCUUUACUUUAUCUGUAACUGAAGAUUUCCAAGUGCUUGAGAAUCAAAGGUUUGUCAUCUUGGGAGUGAGAGCUUUGCCUUUUGCAGUGAUCUUGACUCCCAGCUGCUUGGUAGGAACUGAUUUUAGUUGGGUUCACAAAAAAAAAAAAAAAAAAGAUGAGAGGAACCCAAACCCACAGCUCUGUCUUCAUUGCUUGGGUGUCACUCCUUUGAUACAGGUGACAUGGGUGAUCCUGGUAGCUCCUCAGUCUGUGUUCUCCAGGAUCAGAAUGAAGAAGUCCUCAAGACUUAAUGUUUGAACAAGUUUUUGCUUGUUUCUAAACCACUUACUGUUCUUGAGAGGCUGCCUGCCCAUCUGUGGGUUUUAUUUUUCCUGGUUCUUACUUAAAUUUCUUGAGUUGGAAGCCAGACCAGAAGCACUCCCAGGCUGUAGCAGUGGGUAAAGGAUGGGCUCACUUGAAGAUCCCACCAAAGUGGUGCCUUGCAUCAGGCUGGAUUUAUGAGUUGUGCACUUCAACCCAAAACUCGGAGGAUGCUGAAAUUCUCCGGAUAGUUUUAUUAUUUGAAAAACAAACUUUGCAAGAAUUAAGUUAAAGGUGAAGAGUUCAGCUCUUUUCCUCCAUCAACGGGAGGGAGGGGGGUGCUCAGGUUCAGUUUCACUGAGCCCUCUUGGAGGGAAUUCAACACUGUCCAAAAAAAAAGGGGGGAAAACCCAAAACCCAUCCAGCUUGAGCUGCUGGUGUUCCUUAUUCAUUCCCUUCAGUGCUGCCUGCAGAUGCUGUGUCCUUUGGGCAGCCCUCUCCAGCUGUAUCCAGGGCAGUGAUCACAAAGCAUGGAAUUUCAUCCCUUUUGCUCCAGGGUGAAGCCCUCAGGGCUGGUUCAGUGGGGCAAAUCCCUGCUGGGUUGGAUGGGAAUCCACCCUCCCAAGCUGGAGUUGGAUCCUCUUUGGCUUUUCUGCUUUCCUGACACCCCUCCACCCUCUCCUUGGUGAGUUGCUUCUCUCUAGGUUGCUCAAGCACUGAAGCAGAGGAAGGUUCUUGUGGAGAGCUGUGCUUUGGGAACAGGGGGGCCUUUUUUGGGUGGCUUGGGGCUGUGUUUCUCCAGUUUGAGCAAGAGUCCUGAGGGGCAGAGUGGUUUAACCACAGCUUCUGCCUCCUGGCCGGAAGGUGCGAUGGAUUUCACUGCUGGGAGGGUUUUGCAUUUCUGUGUUAAUGUUUACUGAAACCAGCAAAGAGCUGUGAAAUCCCUCCCUGGCCUGGGUGUGAAUUUCCCUUCAGUUGUAAAUCUUUAAAGGCAAAGGGAUUGUCAUGUUCCAAAUGUUGCCAGAGGUGCAGAAUAUUUCCUUUGCAGAGGAUUGAGGAGAAAAGAUUGAGUGCCAGGAGUUGGUGCUGUGGAGAUGUUAACUCCUUUGCAGGAGGAUGGAUAUCAUUACCUUCUCAUCUGCUAUAAAUUCCAGAUUCAUUCUCCUUUUAGAAGCCCCUGAGCAUUCAAAUUGCUCAUUUUCUCCACCCACCCAUAGCAGUUACAACUGGGUGUCUCACUGCAUUCUUCUUCCACUGAACAUAACUUUCUUUUAUUGGGACAAAGUGAAUUUUUUGUCUUUUCCUAGAAAAUGCAGACAGUCCAGCUUGCAGCCUGUCUUGUCUUGGAGGUGCUCUCUGCUUCCCUGCAUGGCUUCUUCUUGUGGUGGGACUUUUGUGGAGACCCCUCAGCCAGUGUUCCCUGUGCUGCUGCUGCUGCUGCUCUGCUGCUGCUGCUGCUGCUGCUGCAGAGAAGAGCGGGCCCCCGGCAGCCCCGUGUCUGGCGCACCUCAUCCCUGGACACCAUCCUGGGCUCCUACCUGCUGGGACAGUGGCCACGAGACACUGAGGGAGCUGCCACUUCAUGCAUGAAUGACAAAGCUACACAGACUCCAGUUUUCCUGGCAGGAGGUGAAGCGGGAGACGGCCCCGGCGCUCACAAACGUUCUGCUUCCUGGAGCAGCACAGAUCAUCGCAGAGAGGUAAACCUGAGUAAAUUGCCAAAACUGAAACAACAGCUCCAGAGAACAAAACUGAAUGGCAAUGGCAAAGAAAAGGAGAAAGAGCUCCCCACUCCAGGGGACCAUGCUGUCCUGGGAUCACUCAGACUCCCCUUCAGGCUUCCUCUCCCAGCUCUCAUUUUGAGGCUCAGCCUUGCUUGCACAGGAGCCUGGAGGGGCUCAACCAAGAACUGGAGGAGGUUUUGUGAAGAACAGGGAGAUGAGAGCUUCUGCGGAUUCUGGAUGUCCAGAUGCCACAGAGCCCCAGCACCUGCCCAGAGAGCUCUGAAAUGUGUCCUGACUCUGGAGGCCAGCAGCAGCUGCAGCAGCCUCUCUCUUUCUCCUUCUCCCUCUGUGCCUCUCCACCUUUCUCCACACCCCCUGUGGGCAGCAGAGAGCAGCCAGAUCCAAAGGAGAAAGAAGAGUGCAGCCUUCCCAGUCCUGGCCUUUGCUUCUUCUCUCGACCCAACCACAGCUACGUUUCAAACGGGAACUCCUGAGGGCUGUGAGAAGUCCUGGCCUUUGAAGAAGCCUCGUAAUUUGAGACUCCCCCAGCCCUGCUCAACCUUUUCAGCCUCCUGCCCAGAUAAGAACAAAUGCACUUCAACCCCACGGGUUCUGCCUAUCUGCCCUGUCAGCCUGUGGAAACCUCUCUUCCCAAACGGGGUUUCCUCUUCAGGGCUUCCAGCUUCUUCCAGCCCUCACGACACGUUUACAUCCUCCAGCCAAAGCUUCCCCUUCUUUCCUCGGGGUAGGAAAGAUGCUGCUGUGGAGAGCUUCAGUGAGAUGUCCAAGUCUUCCACUGAUUAUGAACACUGGAACGUUGGCCAAGCUGAAGAACUUGUCUUUCACAGCUCUCUGGUGGUGUGAAGCCUUUUUGGGGUGAAGCCAGUCAGCACCAGCAGCUCUGGCUCCUCUCUGCCUGCCUGAGACAAUGCCUUGAAGUGGAUGUGUGACAGCCAAGGGACAACACUGAGAACCACAGUGGGUUUCCUCCCAGGGUGAUAGAAACUGUGAAGUCCAUUGUGCCCCGGAUCCUCCCUGCUGGACAGGCAGGUUCUCCAGCCCCCUGGGGAAAGCACUUUCCUGUGUUGAUCAUGUCUUUUGUUCCUGUGUGAUUGUUGCCUGGUGAAGAGCAUCUGUGAAGAGCAGUCUGUCUCUAAGAAGCUGGAGUUGGGAGAGUUGAGUUGGAGCUUCCCCUGGUUGCUAACCCUGGAAGAGGGAGAGAGAAGGGGCCUGGAGGCAGUGGGAUGGAGCAGGGAAUGAGAAUCAGCACUCAGCUCCUCUCCCUCAGGGCACAGAGAGGGCUGGAGAGCAGCAGAGCCCUCCCGUGCCUCAGUUGCCCUUUGAAAGGAGCAUGGGGAGAGUGCAGGUGUCCAAGUGCAGCUCCCACAGGUCUGGAAAACUCGGGAAACUGAGGCUGGGGGGGUGCUGGAGUCACAAACUCUUUGUCUGCUCCCCCCGUGCCUGGGGAAAGGUCCUGCAGGUGCCUUGGGAUGAGGGAGGUGAAAAACCAGUGCACAAAAGUCCCUGCUCCAGGGGGGGGUUUGCUGCUUCCCAGCCUUGAGCCCCAACAGCCUGGCUGGGGUGGGAUGGAUGGGGGGGAGGGGGAUGGAGGUUUUUAGGGGGUCAGGACCCCCCCUACCCUGAGGGUGGAUUUGGUGCAUGGAGCUGUGAGAGCAGCACUGGCCCAGAACCCUCCAGCUCCAGGGGAAGGUGGAUUGUAAAGCCUCUUGGCAACAAAAGUGUUGGGGUUUUUGUUGUGUUUUGAAGGCUCUGGGUUGUACUGAAGAAGCCAAUUUUCUUGUAUCUGAUGUAGAAACUCUAUUUUCUUCCAAAGACACUAUUUUUGCAGCUGUUUGAAGUUUGUAUUUUCUGUAUGUAUUGCAAAGCUUAAAGGAGGAAUGUUGGCUCUGGAGUUCCUGUCUUAUGUUUAGAGGGCUGGCUGGUUCUGUUGGUUGUUUUUGUUGUUUUUUUUUUUUUUUUUUUCUGCAGAUGCUGGGAUUGCCAGUUAAAAAGGAAACAAAAAUAAA
This is a messenger RNA of Calypte anna (Anna's hummingbird), 4600 nucleotides long. RefSeq names its product family with sequence similarity 117 member A (gene FAM117A). The record is from RefSeq and is a predicted model, not a curated record. NCBI's taxonomy places the organism in Eukaryota, Metazoa, Chordata, Aves, Apodiformes, Trochilidae.